Molecule: messenger RNA, 2325 nt
Organism: Cyanidioschyzon merolae strain 10D
Lineage: Eukaryota; Rhodophyta; Bangiophyceae; Cyanidiales; Cyanidiaceae
Product: ATP-binding cassette, sub-family D, member 3
Exons: 1
Coding region: 1-2325 (774 amino acids)
Biological process (GO): fatty acid beta-oxidation; peroxisome organization; long-chain fatty acid import into peroxisome
Cellular component (GO): peroxisomal membrane
Molecular function (GO): long-chain fatty acid transmembrane transporter activity; ATP binding; ATP hydrolysis activity
Source: RefSeq, a predicted model, not a curated record
AUGGAGUUUGCGAUCGGGGGUCGGGGUCCCGGCGGCUGGGCUGGCGCUUUUCAGGCGGCCUCGCGAAAGCGACGAGCGGCGCGCGUUGCCGCCGCAGUCGUUGCCGGGGUUGCUGCAGUCGGUGGCGCCACCUACUACUGGACGCAGCAGACAGAAUGUGACGCGGAAAGCUCGACCCAGCUUGAGAGCAGUGUUAAUAAUGACGUGCAAGCGCUGAUAGAGCGGCAGCGUGAACGAAGCGUUGCCCUCACCGCGGCGUCUCCGGAGCGCUCGCUGCGAGAGCACCGGUCGACGGGGGCAAGUGUCAGAAGCGGCACGAGCCGCAGCGGUACCAGUCAGUCAGCAGCGAUAGCGAUUUCUCGUGCCCCGUCGAUGGCGGCUCUGAAGUCGAUACCCAGCGAUGCCGCCAGCGGCCGCAGCAGCGUGCGGGUGGAUCGCAAGUUCUUCAGCCAACUCUGGCGCUUUAUCAGAAUCAUCGUUCCAUCGAUUCGCAGUCGGGAAUUUUGGGUUGUGCUUGGUAUUGGAGUGACGCUGGUAAUACGUACUCGUCUGGAUAUCUGGGUUUCGGACAACGCAGGCGACAUUGUGAAAGCGAUUGUCGCGCGUGAUCGCGAGGCAUUCAUGAGAAAAUGCGUUCGCGACAUCUCGAUCAUGAUGUUUCCCAUGUCGUUCGUGAACAAUAUCCUGAAACUGCAGAUUUCGCUGCUUCGCGUUAUGGCGCGGAAACGAUUAACCCUCUAUUUUCACGAGCUGUACUUGUCCCAGCUGACAUUUUACAAAGCCACGAAUCUGGAUAACCGCAUACAGAAUAUCGAUCAGCUCGUGACGCAAGAUGUGGAAAAGUUCUGCACGACGCUGGUGAACCUCUACUCGAACGUCAGCAAGCCGCUGCUGGAUGUGGUUCUUUUUUCGAGCCGCCUCGCGCGCUCACUGGGUGCAAAGGGACCUGCUGUUAUGAUCGGCUACUUUAUUCUAACGAGCGCAAUUCUGCGCAAACUGCAGCCUCCCUUUGGUCGGCUCACCGCAGAUGAGCAGCGUCUCGAGGGAGACUUUAGACUGUGUCACUCGCGCCUCAUCAUGCACGCUGAGGAGAUCGCUUUCUACGGCGGCGGACAACGAGAAAAGUUCUUCAUUAAUGGCACCUUCGAAAAGCUGCUGCAGCAUAUGCAACGCAUCUUCAUGGCUCGUUUCCGCAUUGGUCUUGUUGAUAGUAUUCUGGUCAAGUAUCUGGCGACCAUCGUUGGCUACUGUGUGGUCAGCAUGCCGAUAUUCUUUACGUCGGGGUUCGUGCGGACCUUGCUGGCUCCGCUCGGAGGCCAGAAACUCAUUGACCAGAACAAGCAGGCGGAUGCGGAGGAUGCCGCUCUGGUGGCGGAAAUGUACACACGGAACAGCCGUUUACUGAUUUCUCUCUCAGCAGCAAUUGGUCGACUCGUACUCUCCGGGAAGGAACUCACUCGUUUGGCGGGGUACACAGCCCGAGUUGGCGAACUUGAUUCAGUGCUGGGUGACCUGCGACGGUCGCAAGCUGCUGACUCCCAUUCAUCGCUCGACGCGAUCGCCAAACUUGGUCUCGAGGAUGUUGAACUUCGCGCUGCAAUGGUGCCUGGUCGCCUCGUAGACAACGUUGACUUUGUUCGCUUUGAACAUGUGAAUAUCGUCUCACCGGAUCGGAUCCUGCUUGCGAAGGAUCUGACGUUUGAGGUACCGCCGGGCACGAACGUCUUGAUCACUGGACCUAAUGGAUGCGGCAAGUCUUCGCUCUUCAGGGUGCUUUGCGGUCUGUGGCCGCUGUACGGGGGCACGCUGUAUCGACCUCCCCGAUCCCGAAUGUUUUACAUUCCGCAACGACCCUAUCUGGCGAUUGGAUCCCUCCGGGAGCAAGUCAUCUACCCGAUGACCACCCUGGAGAUGCGCAGUCGGAACAUUCGCGAUGAAGACCUCCAGAAACUGCUCGAUGAAGUACAUCUCGGAGAGCUCAGCCGACGGCGUAACGGCUGGGAUAACGUCUGUGACUGGUCCGAUGUACUCAGCGGGGGCGAGAAGCAGCGAUUGGCCAUGGCGCGUCUGUUUUUCCACCGACCGCAGUACGCUGUUCUCGAUGAAUGCACAUCCGCCGUGAGUCUAGAUGUAGAGGGCUAUCUCUACACACACGCGCGCGAGCUGGGCAUUACGCUGAUCACUGUGAGCCAUCGGCCGAGUCUGUGGCGGUUUCACGAGAAGCUCCUGCGUUUCGAUGGACACGGUGGAUGGACCUUUACAGAUAUCAAACCAGAGGAUAUUCCGCAGCUUACUGGGAUCAACGGGGAAUCAGUUGCCGCGUAG